UUGACGCACAUGUUCGCUUGUGUGUAAACAAACUUGUGUCGCGUUGCGAAAGGUAGAACAUAACAGUGAAUGUUUUGUUGAUAGUGUACAUAUUUCAGUCGUGUGUCGUGCUGGUGAAAAUCCUAUAACUAUUGUUCGCGGAUAAAGAUGAUGCAGUGAUUCAGUGCGAUUACAGAUUUUUAACCUGGAAAAACUUCUCCUUUUUGUUAUUUGUUACUUAAUGCAAAUAUGGUACUUGUGUUCAAUGGAGUUGUACAAAAUGCACCUCCGCCUAACUUACAUGCAUUUCUGCAGACUAAUCCUGAGAUAAGAGAACAGUCAGAGAAAUUUUUAGAGAUUCCAACAAAAACUGUAGGACCACAUGGACUACUCUAUGUUCACCAAGGAGAGCUUGCUGUCACUGAGCCUAAUGACACAAAUGUAGAGGUCUUAGGAUCUGAUGAUGCAACAACAUGUAUUAUUGCUGUACUUAGACAUCCAGUUUGUGGGGCAGUAGCUCUGUCCCAUAUAGAUGGUGGAGGAGUUGCAGACUGUGUGGCCAGAAUGAUUGAGAGUGUUAAGCAGAUUGCUGGUGGAAGCUCUGAUGGAAAGAUGGAAUUACAAGUGUUUGGAGCUUUUGGAUAUGCACAGAACUUUUCAGAGACAGUAUUUGCUUCUGUAAUGAUAACCUUCCAUAAACAUCCCGAAAAGGUUAAUGUCACACUUGCAUGUGUUGGAGAUAUCAACACAACUGUGAAAGAUGGCAAACACUGGCCAUCAUUGUAUGGAGUAGGAAUUAAUGUCAAGACUGGUGAAUUGUUUCCUGCUGUGUACAAAGACAGAGGACCAGAUGAAGGUCUACGGCAUGCACGGCAGCUGUGUAGUAAACUAAGAAUGAUGGAAGUAUACAAUAAUGAGACAAGAAUGUUGAAGAUAGGCCCAUUUGAUUAUUCACCUUUGGAUGACGCAGAGAUGUGGCUGAAUCUACCUGAUGAAGUUAUUCUGCGUUACAUGAGCACAUCCCCUGAAGUUGAACCACCCCAUUUUGUGUCACAGAUUCGGAAGGCACUGAAAUGUAUGUUAGAUCACCCCUCUCCAAUUAACACAAUAUUCAAGUUCAACAAACCUCGGUGUUAUGUACGAGAUGAGACCAAUAAUGGAUGGGUACUUGUUAAAAAAUAAUGUGUAUAAUUUUUGUUAUU
Schistocerca cancellata (South American locust) is the source of this 1181-nucleotide messenger RNA. Its product is annotated as protein N-terminal asparagine amidohydrolase-like. Gene Ontology annotation, cellular component: nucleus. Gene Ontology annotation, molecular function: protein-N-terminal asparagine amidohydrolase activity. The coding region runs from base 229 to 1161 and encodes 310 amino acids. Lineage: Eukaryota; Metazoa; Arthropoda; Insecta; Orthoptera; Acrididae. Gene Ontology annotation, biological process: ubiquitin-dependent protein catabolic process. The transcript is spliced from 8 exons. The record is from RefSeq and is a predicted model, not a curated record.